AUGGCGGCGAGCGGUACAACCGACGACAUUGCCAGUAAAAUCUACGCGCGAUGCCGGGAGCAGUUCUCUGGCAGUCAACUGCUCUACCAGCGCGAUAUUUUGAGUCUGGGGAUCAUACCUGCAAAGAAUUUGGAGAUUCUGCUUGAAUGUACUCAGAAACUAGUAGACCAGAAUCUCUUCCGAGUUUAUCAAGAUAGCGACAAUCGAUUAGCUUGGAAAGUCAUAGCUGAGGAAGAUGCAGAAAAAAUCCAGAGUCUCAACGACACCGAAAAACUAGUAUACAAUGUCAUCCAUUCCACAGGCCGAACAGGUAUCUGGAUCCGCCAACUGGGCAAACGAACCGACCUCCACAAAACCAGCUUAGAUAAAGCCCUCAAAUCCCUCGAAGGGAAAAACUUUAUCAAAUCAAUCGUCAAUGUCAAACACCCCGGUAAAAAGGUGUACAUGCUCGCGGAGCUCACGCCAGCCGAAGACGUGACGGGCGGAGCAUGGUUUACCGAUGGAGUGCUCGAUGCAGAAUUCAUUGGUGUCUUGUCCGAGUUUAUUGAGAUAACGGUUAGCAAGAGAACAUGGUAUGAAAUCGUCGUCAAAUCCGGCACUAGCGGCAGCAACAAGAGACAAAAACUCAACACUGGAGAGGUUGUGAAACAAGACGAAAAGGAAAAGAGAUAUAUCCCCUAUCCAGCCGACUAUAAGUACUAUCCAACGGUAGGAGAGAUCACCACCGAAGUGAACAAAACCGGCAUCACCCCUGUGAAAUUAGACGAGGGGAGUAUCAGCCAACUUCUUCGCAUGAUGUGCUUUGACGGGAGACUCGUCUCUUUAAACGAUCACGCAAAUUACAAAGCUGUCAGACGACCUGAUGAGAUCAUCAAGGCUCGUGCGGAUGCAGACCGGACUCCGGAGGUUCAACAAAAGAUAUUCUACAAUGGGAAGAACGGCAUGACCGAAGCGCCCUGUGGACAAUGUCCCGUGUUCAAGAUUUGCCAACCGGGUGGAACUGUGAGUCCGGAGAACUGCGAGUAUUUUGACGAGUGGUUUCAAAAAGCUUUGGGGUUCUGA
Messenger RNA from Talaromyces stipitatus ATCC 10500, 1062 nucleotides. RefSeq names its product DNA-directed RNA polymerase III subunit Rpc34, putative. Gene Ontology annotation, biological process: transcription by RNA polymerase III. Gene Ontology annotation, cellular component: RNA polymerase III complex. Lineage: Eukaryota; Fungi; Ascomycota; Eurotiomycetes; Eurotiales; Trichocomaceae. The transcript has 2 exons. The record is from RefSeq and is a predicted model, not a curated record. The coding region runs from base 1 to 1062 and encodes 353 amino acids.